This is a messenger RNA of Oncorhynchus mykiss (rainbow trout), 8514 nucleotides long. The record is from RefSeq and is a predicted model, not a curated record. Lineage: Eukaryota; Metazoa; Chordata; Actinopteri; Salmoniformes; Salmonidae.
GGUGUCGCUCCACCGAUACCGGUAGGGUAAACGAAGGCAUUCAAUCUCAGGAAUCCGAUAAAACACUCAGAACCACACUCGGUGCAUUAUUUCGGUUGGUGUCAGUGCGCGAGGUGCCUAGCGGGGCAUGGACUGUCUUAUCACAGGCCUGUCGCCGGUGCGGGCGCACGGGAAGAUUAAUAUCCUCUGUAUUUACGUUACCUGAUUUGCAGUUUAUUGCACAUCUUGUGUUUUCGUAAUCUAUGCUCCUUGGUGGUACAUUAACGGUGUUUUUCAGGGGCAUGGGCACUCCCUGUUGUCAUUGCGCACGGUAGUUGGGGGACGGUAGCAGGCUAACGUUAGUAGCUAGCUAGGUUGUUUGUUUGUAGCCCCGUAGGCCGUAUUCUUGACAGAAGUUACGCCUGGUUUGGGGCGUAUUUUACGCUCCGUGGCGCUGAAAGCACGUGAAAUUCGACGUAGUUUUUUUUUCUAGAAUAACGUCACAGUCCAAGUUGUAUUCUGAAAGGGUGUUUACGUACGGAGCUGUCAGAAAAAUGCUGACAGCGAUCAUGACUAGCUGUUGUAUCUCUAGACCAGGGGUCCCAAACUGUUGCAGGUUUUCAUUUUUAUUUCCUGCAAUUCUACACAUGUUGUCAUGGCGUGCAAAUAAUAUUUAGCAGUUGUAAAACACAUUUCUUACCAUUCUAUACAUUUGCCCAAUAUCUAAUGUGUAUUCGUGUGAUAUUUGAGUGACAAAAAAAUAACUAUCUAUGGGCUAAAAGUUACCUGACAUGAGCUACUUGAUCUGGACAUUUCUGACAAGUUAUAAAUAGUUCUCUAAGGUCUGUAAUGACUAAGAAGACGAGAGGAACUGAUGAUGUACUACCCAAUUUAGAGAUGACAAUUUUCAAGAGUCACUACUCCACCCCUCUCGUCAACCAACCAACCAAAGGAAGUCUAGCCACUCUCUCCUGCCCCCCCUCCAGGUCACUACUCCACCCCUCUCGUCAACCAACCAACCAAAGGAAGACUGGCCCCUCUCUCCUGCCCCCCUCUAGGUCACUACUCUACCUCUCCAUUCUGAGAGAUGACACUCCCUCUGGACUAGACCAAGCCUGCACCACAACAGACAAACAUACAGUCCAGCGUUUUGUGUGAUGGCCUGAGAGGGCUUCCCAGUCUAGCCUGCCUGCCUCUCCCGGGUCCAAACUGUCUGACUGGGACUCCCCCCCUCCCCGCCUGCUACGCCCUGCCUCCGUUGCCAUGGGAGACGGCCUGGAGGCGGGCAGCAGCCUAGACCCCGCCCCCCGCUCCCUCUCCUGUAACCCCCCGCCCCCCGAGACAUGGAACCCCUCGAGGCCGAAACGACAGACCAACCAGCUACAGUACCUGUUGAAGGUGCUGCUGAAGACGCUGUGGAAACAUCACUUCUCAUGGCCCUUCCAGGCUCCAGUAGAUGCCAUCAAACUCGGCCUGCCUGAUUACUAUCAGAUCAUCAAGGUUCCUAUGGACAUGGGGACCAUCAAGAAGAGACUGGAGAACAGCUACUAUUGGAACGCCCAGGAAUGUAUGCAGGACUUCAACACCAUGUUCACCAACUGUUACAUCUACAACAAGCCUGGUGAUGACAUAGUGUUGAUGGCAGAGUCUCUAGAGAAGAUGUUUCUUCAGAAGAUCUCUGAGAUGCCCCAAGAGGAGACUGAGAUCCCCAUGGUUACCAAGGGGCGGAGGGCGGGGCAGAGAGAAGCAGGUCUCCUGUCUAAGUCUGACUCCGGCCAGGAUUCAUCUCCCUCCUCCACCCCCCACACCCGAGGUUUCUCCUCCCUGUCGCCGGGCCCUCAGACUCGGAGUCUCCCCGUAUCCCAGGGGCCCCCCACCCUCCCCCUCGCCCUCCCCCCUCAGACCCAGCCCCCUCGCGUUCCCCCCACCCCUCCCUCCCACGCCCCCCAGCUGGGACCACCCUUCCCCAUCAGCCCUCUGGAUGUCCUGGCCCAGGGCCUCACCUCCGUACCCCACCACCCCCCAGCCCACCCAGGCCUUCACCCUGCUGCCCCACCCAUCCCCCAGAGCAUUGCACCCCCAGCUAAGCAGAGGAAGAGCCAGAAGAGGAAGGCUGACACCACCACACCCACCGCCAACGACCAGCUCAGCGAGUCAUCUCCCGUGGCGACGGAGCCCCCCCGCCCCCGCCGUGAGAGCAGCAGCCGCCCGCUGAAGCAGCCCAAACGAGACCCCGCCCAGCCCGACUCCCAGCACCACCUGGGGCUAGGCGGGGGGGUUCCCGGGGGCGGAGCGUUAACAAGUCACGGCGGGAGCCCCAAACGACAGGAGCAGCUGCUGUUCUGUGGCGGUCUUAUCAGAGACAUGUUGUCUAAGAAACACAUUGCGUACGCGUGGCCCUUCUACAAGCCUGUCGACGCGCACGCCCUCGGCCUCCACGACUACCACCACAUCAUCAAACACCCUAUGGACCUCGGAACCGUCAAGGAUAAGCUGGACAGCAGGCAGUACAGAGAUGCUCAGCACUUUGCUGCUGAUGUCCGGUUGAUGUUCUCCAACUGUUACAAAUACAACCCCCCAGACCAUGACGUGGUCAAUAUGGCACGCAAACUACAGGACGUGUUUGAGAUGCGCUUUGCCAAAAUGCCUGACGAGCUUGAGGAGACGGCCCCCCUCCCCUCCCCCUCCCCAGCCCUCAAACCCCUCCCCACCAUCUCUGCCCUCCACCCCCUCCCCGUCCCCACCCUCCACCCCCUCCCCACCCCCUCGGCCAGACAGCCCCCUGCCCCCCGACCCCCCUCCUCCUCCGAUGACAGCUCCUCCUCGUCGGAAUCAGAAUCCUCUGAGGGAGGUUUGGAACACGAGAGAACACAGAGACUGGCUGAACUACAGGAACAGCUCAAAGCUGUUCACGAACAGCUGGCCGCUCUGUCCACGCCCCAGGCCACCAAGCCCAAGAGAAAAGAGCGGGAGAAGGAGAAGAAUAAAGACAAGUUCAAGAAGAAGAUAGGAGGGGAGGAGCCACCGGAGAUCCUGCCCCCUGCCAUCCUCCAGCCAAUCAGAAAGAGCAAAAACAGCAAGGAGCUGGUGACCACGCCCAAGAAGAUCAAGAAACCGAGUAAGAAAGAAGGUAUGAAGAGCAGCCGUCUGGGCGCCCCACAUCAGACCGGCUCCACCCCCCUUGCUCCCUCAGCCUCGCUGGAGGCACAAGAUGACAUGAGUGUGUUUGUGGGCGGGGCAGCUGACAGGUGUAAGCCAAUGUCCUACGAGGAGAAACGCCAGCUCAGUCUGGACAUCAAUAAACUGCCCGGCGACAAGCUUGGCCGCGUCGUCCACAUCAUCCAAUCACGAGAGCCAUCGCUCAAGAACACCAACCCAGACGAGAUAGAGAUCGACUUUGAGACGCUGAAACCCUCGACGCUCCGAGAGCUGGAGACAUAUGUCUGGACCAGCCUUAGAAAGAAGAAAUCCCAGCCAGCAGUAGAGAAGGCUCUGGAGGUGACCAGUGUGAUGAAGAUGAAGACAGGAUCUUCAUCAGGCAGCAGUGACUCCUCUGACAGCGACGACACAGGGCUGGCCCCCCAGCAGCAAAAGUCCUCCUCUAGCAAUAUAUACUGUAAGAGACCCCACCAGUCCAGCAGGGGCGGGGUCAGCAUCACUGCCCCUCUGGACCCCUCCUCCUCCCCCCAGACCCCCCUAGUUCAGUCCAAACCCCCCCAGCAGCAGCAUCAACACCCCUUCGCCCCCCCUCCUCCUCCCUCCAUCCCCACUGUCCCCGUGACCUCUCUGGACUCCUCUUUGACCUUUGACCCCCUAGUUCACUUCCUGGCCCCCCAUCUGAGCCAGCAGGUGGGGGAGCCCCCCCGUAAUGAACUGGGGACCCCUGCCGCCGGACCCCCCCACCUCAACGCUACCAACACACACACCUCUGAGAGCACACAGCCCUUCCUCAACCAGCAGGCCGUCAUGCCCUCCGCCAUGCUCUCCCCAGCACUCCACAACGCUCUCCCCCAGCAGCCGUCCCGCCCCAGCAACCGAGCGGCCCCCAAACCCCCUCAGCCUCCCCCCUCCUCCGCUCCUCCUCCCCCCCAGCCCUCCCUCCACAUUCCCCAACCCUCCCUCUCCAUUCCCCAACCCUCCCUCCCUCGCCCUUGUAUCCCCUCUCCCCUCACCCCCCACGGAAUCCUGGGGGUCUCGGCCCAACCCCCUCAAGCCCUAUUUGAGGACGACGAGGAGGCCGUGCCCACUAACUCUGAAACCCCUCCCCUCCCGCUCAGCCAGGUGCACAUGUACCUGCAGUCGUCUCGGCCCCCGGCACACAUACACCCCCACACACAGUCUCCUGUGCGGGUCCAGUCUCGGCCCCCGGCCCACACACAGUCUCCUGUGCGGGUCCAGUCUCGGCCCCCGGCCCACACACAGUCUCCUGUGCAGGUCCAGUCUCGGCCCCCGGCCCACACACAGUCUCCUGUGCGGGUCCAGUCUCGGCCCCCGGCCCACACACAGUCUCCUGUGCGGGUCCAGUCUCGGCCCCCGGCCCACACACAGUCUCCUGGGGGGGUCCAGUCUCGGCCCCCGGCCCACACACAGUCUCCUGGGGGGGUCCAGUCUCGGCCCCCGGCCCACACACAGUCUCCUGGGGGGGUCCAGUCUCGGCCCCCGGCCCACACACAGUCUCCUGGGCGGGUCCAGUCUCAGCUCAUGUCCCGGCUCCCGGCCCACACACAGUCUCCUGGGCGGGUCCAGUCCCGGCCCUCGGCCCACACACAGUCUCCUGGGCGGGUCCAGUCUCGGCCCCCGGCCCACACACAGUCUCCUGGGCGGGUCCAUUCUCAGCUCAUGCAGGCCAUGCAGACUCAGUCACAGGCAGCGGCCGCUCCAACCCAGCAACAGCAGAGGCUCGCAACACAUUCUCACACACACCCUCACUCACACCCUCACUCACACGCUCACGCACAAAUGCAGCAGGCGGGACAGGGGAUGUCGUUCCCCCAGCAACAGAGCACCAUGCACCCGGCACAGAAAGGGAUCAAGCAGAUACUACAUCCACAACCAUCACCACGGAUCAAAACUGAGCCUUUCAACACAGGUCCUCUGAGGGAGAGCCCCUCCCCUCUGAUGAUACAUUCUCCCCAGAUGCCUCAGUUCCCACCAAUGAGACAGUCCCCUUCCCAGCCCAAGAAACCUAACCAAAGGGUGAAAGAGGAGAAGCCGCUCCCCUCCCCGGUGCCGCCUCCCUCCCCUUUCAGCCCCACCCAGCGACACCACAAACCACAAGACAACAAACACACACACAUCAAUAGGUCACCUGAAUCAACCGAUCAAUUGACUCCUGCAGGAUCAGAUGUGAAGCUAUUGGACAGUUCUCGUCCUGGGCUCCGCCUCCCGGACUCCCCGGCCCCUCCCCCUUCCCAUCAGGACAGCAAACUGAAGCAGGAGGCUAAAACACCCAUCACCGCCAAGAAGACACAGGAGGUGAAGUUAAAGAACAUGGGUUCCUGGGCCAGCUUGGCCCAGCGUUCUCAGUCCACCCCCACCUCCGCUGUCCGCUCCUCUAGCGACAGCUUCGAACAGUUCCGUCGCGCCGCCCGAGAGAAGGAGAGAGAGAAACAGCUAAAAGCACAGGCCGAGCAGGAGAAACUACGUAGCCGUGACGACGAGGACUCGGUGGAACAGCAGGGGAGGGUGCGUGUCCAGGACUCUCGCCGUCGCCAGGAGCAACUUUCGCCUCAAGCCCCCACGCCCCCUGCCUCAACCCCUCCCGCCGUCUCCCCACAGGCCCCUCCCACUGAACAGGCCACACCCCCACCCUCGGCCGCAGCACAGAACGCCAUGGACCAGCAGAGGGAGCUGGCAAGACGCCGCGAGCAGGAGAGGAGGAGGAGAGAGGCGAUGGCGGACACCAUUGACAUCAACUUCCAGAGCGACCUGAUGGCCAUCUUUGAAGAGAACCUCUUCUGAGAGAGAGAUUGAAAACGGAGGAGAGGGAGACAAAUGAACUCUACCUUAUCCCUUAUCCCACCUCGGAUUUCACACACAACACUACCCCCCCCCCCCCCCCCCCUCCCUCCCUCUCUUUGAUUAGAGCCCCCCCUCUCUUUGAUUAGAGACCUCAGACCAGGAUGUGAGCUCCAGAGACUUGGCGGAGACUGAGGUGAGGUACAGUAAUAAGGUGGAGCCCCCCCAGCGGUGGGGACCGGGAGUACAACUUCCACUUUUUUGCAAUUUCAGAUGCGUUUUUUGUGUCUAAGCGCCCGUUUAUCGUUGAUGAUUGGUUGUUGCCGUGGGCAACGGUGAAACCGGAUACCUGUCGAUAAACAGAUAUUUGAACUCCUCUUGUAUUCUGAAAGGAAACCGAGGGAGGAGGGGAGGACUGAGAACUAUUACCUGAAAAUAAAGAAGAGGGUUUAAUGUAGAAAGAAGAAGAAGAAGAAGAUGAUGAGCACCUUGUGUUCUUCUGACGUGAGGGAGGGAGGGAGGGAGGGAGGGGCGGGUGAACGAGAGGACGGACAGACUUCUUUCUCUCUGAUUCAUUUCUCUCUUCAUCUAGUAUUUUUCUCACCCUGUUUUCUGAUGUUGGGUUUUAAGCGGGGUGGGUGAGGGAUGGGUGAGGGGUGGGUGAGGGGUUGGGGAGGAGAUGGGGAGGGACAAGUGAGCGGGCUGUGUGUGUUAUCAUGUUUGCGUCCCAAAAGGGCACCCUAUUCCCUUCAUAUAGUGCACUACUUGUGUCCAGGACCCAUGGGGAUCUGAUCAAAGGUGGUGCACUAUAUAGGGAGUAGAGUGCCAUUUGGGACGUAUACCCUGAGAUGGGUUGAGUUUCUCUCCGGACAGCGGGAUGAACACCGGGGUCACAACCCAACACUAUAAAGAGGCGCCCUUCCUUCCUUCCUUCCUUCUCACUCUCCUUGGUCUUUGUGACAUCACUGACUUGACACAAGUUGAAAGUGUAAAAGCUUGAACUCCAUUUUUUUCAGUCAUGUCUGAUUCAUUGAUUAUUUCAAGAAAGGAGGGAGAGAGGGAAGAAAGGAGGGAGAGAGGGAAGAAAGGAGGGAAAGCAGGAAGGAUGAGUGAAAGAAAGGAGGGAGAGAGAGGACGGAAGGAGGGAAAGCAGGAUAAAGAGGAAGGAUGAGUGAAGAAAGGAGGGAGAGAGGGGACGGAAGAGAGGAAGGGAGGGGGGGGGGGGGGGGGUACAUUUUAAAGGUGUUGGAAUGUGGCUCUUGCCUUACAGCUCUGACCUGUAAAUGAACACACGCCACAGAUUAUACACAUAUAUAUAAAUAGAUGCAGAAAUAUAUAUUAUAUACGAUGAAAAGUCCCUAAAAAUAAUUGGAUGAUGUUGUUGGGAGGGAGAAUGACUUAUCUGCCUUGUGCUCAAUUCCCUUUUGUUUUUUUUAGAGAAGUGACUGUAAGAAAAACAACUUUUUUAUGAUGCUAUAAAAAAAUAGUUUGUCUCGUUCAUAACCUCCUUUCUAUCAUCCUGUUUUUCUCGGUAUCAAGUUCAGAUAUGCAAGAGUUUUAAAGGCCUCUGUUUUUAUUUAAAUAUCAAAUCCUUUCUGGGUAACAAUUAGGUACGUUACUGUGAUUUUGUUUUCAGUUGAAAUGGCCCAAAAUAAACAAAAAUAUAGAUUCUCAGCAAAGAGCAAUUUCUCAAGCAAACAUUUUGCUAGAGCUGUCUGGGAGUGGUCUGAGUGGGGAGGGGGAAACUGAAAACGAGCUGUUAUUGGCAGAGAGAUUUGGAACUCUUUCUUAUUGGUCGAUCAACUCAUUUAACGCACGGUGAUGUCACCAGGCAGGCCAAAACUCCACCCCACCAAAACAGGCUGAUUUUUCUUUUCACACAGCUCCUACACUUAAAGGGUAUUAUCAUCAUUUUCACAAUUUAACAGUAUUAUUCCAGCCUUUAUAGUGUGGAAAUAGAUAUAUAAACACAGGAAAAUCACUCUUUUGACGGCACUGGCCUGUAACUACUUAACUUUGUUCUACUGUUCUGUAGCUACGUCCACCUGCUGCCACACUUCCUUUAUUUUCUCCUUUAGCUUCUUACUCAUUUUCUUUUUACAUAUUCAUGUCCAUCUGUUAAUCUCUCUCUCCUGUCAUCAUCAUCAUCAUCAUCAUCAUCUUCCUCUACCAUCCGUAGCAUAGCUUUUAUUUACUUCUUAUUCCCUUCCUGUUUUUUGGUUACAAUUUUUCUGCUAUGUUUUUAGUUUCCGUGGUAACAGUCGGGGUUGUUGUCAUGUGCCAUAGCUCUAAGUGUUCUGGGUGUGCGCGGCCUGCGGUGUUGUCAUGUCCAGAUAUACAUCAAACCCCUGUAUUCUUUUUGGGAUGUUUUUUUAAUUUAAUUUAGCCUUUCUUUUCAUAUUUGACGGUUGUUUGUUUGUUUUGUUUUGUUUCUUGUCAUUGUUUUUGUUUUGUUUUGAAUCACCGGUUGGUUUGUUGAUGAGUGAGGUGUUAAGGUCGAUGGAUACGUUCUGAUUAUGGAGUAAAACAUCUUCUUUCUUUUUUAAAGAAAAGUAUUAAAAUGAUAUUAAAAAAUGA